UUUUAAACUUCUCCUUCUUGUAAUCAAAAACUUCUCACUCAUUAUCAUGUGCUAAAGUCGCAAAAAUAUACCUACCUGUUGAGAAGAGAGAACAUUAGUUGAACAUUCGAAGGACAUUCGAUGUUAAAAAAAUUCUUUUUUCUUCUUCUUCCCUGAAUAGAAAACUUUUUCCAUUUUCUUUGUGCUACCUGUUGAUUGAAUUUCCAUUUCUGAGUUUUCCCCUGAAAGAAAUUUAAUAUAACAAUUAACCAUAAAAAUGUCCAAUGCAAUGAAAAGUGAUGCUUUCAAGAAUCUAAUUUGUUUUGUGUUGAUACUUUACCAUUGGACUGUUGGUGCGAUUAUGGCCUUACUACCUCGAUCUUUAAAGCACAAGGAUAUUAAAGGUGAAACCGUUCUAAUCACGGGCGGAGGAAGUGGCCUAGGUCGAAACUUAGCCUGUAGAUUUGCUAAACUUGGCUGUCGAAUUGUUAUUUGGGACAUUAAUGCUCACGGAAUGAAUGAAACCGCCGCUCGAAUUAAAAAAUUGGGCUCACCCGUUUUCACCUUUCAGGUUGAUAUUUCAAACCGAGAAUCAGUUUAUGAGACUGCAAUUAAAACCAAACAAUUAGCCGGACCAAUUACAAUCCUAGUUAACAAUGCAGGAAUUGUAACCGGAAAGCGAUUCAUUGAUUUACAAGAUGAUGAUAUUGAUAGAACCAUGGCCGUUAAUUGUACCUCCAAUUUUUGGAUAAUCAAAUCGUUUCUUGGUAACAUGAUGGCAAAUAAUCAUGGGCACAUAGUGACCAUCUCAAGUGUCGCUGGACUUUCAGGUGGACCUCGACUUGCCGAUUAUUGUGCCUCCAAAUUUGCCUCCGUGGGCAUUGAUGAAUCCCUAAGGUACGAGAUGAAGACAGAGGGUUACGAUGGGAUCCACUGUACGGUUGUGUGUCCAUGGUUCAUAAACACCGGCAUGUUUGACGGGGUGAAAACCAAGUACAUGGGACUUUUGGACUCAGAUUAUGUCGCCGAUGAGAUAAUCUCAGGGAUUCUGGCUAAUCAGGAGAUAAUUGUGGUUCCAAAGUUAAUCUACUUCCUAUUGUUCAUCAAGUCAUUUCUUCCCUCUCAAGCUUCAUAUUAUAUCAUCAAACUGAUCGGUGGUGACACGGCGAUGAUGACCUUUCAUGGAAGAGCCAAUAAGGUUAAACAUGGUUAGAAUACUUUUUCAUCAUGAACAAUUAACUGAUCUCAAUUACAAACAAUCUAAAUGGCAGCUAAUUGUGUCUUGAUUUUUUGCUUCCAAAUUGUUCAUUUAAUCAAUCUAUCAUUUUCUAUGUAUUUAUUACAAAUCAAACUGAUUAAAGAUGAAGUACUUAAAACUGA
Panonychus citri (citrus red mite) is the source of this 1359-nucleotide messenger RNA. RefSeq names its product epidermal retinol dehydrogenase 2-like. The record is from RefSeq and is a predicted model, not a curated record. The coding region runs from base 257 to 1192 and encodes 311 amino acids. The transcript has 2 exons. NCBI's taxonomy places the organism in Eukaryota, Metazoa, Arthropoda, Arachnida, Trombidiformes, Tetranychidae. Gene Ontology annotation, molecular function: oxidoreductase activity, acting on the CH-OH group of donors, NAD or NADP as acceptor.